AUGAGGAGACCAGCGGGGGAGACUCCCCGCCUAUGCAACACCCCAGAGAGGGGCUGCCAUCGCCGAAGGGCACCUAGGGGCGAGUUCUGGUCAAAAGCAGCCGAAAGAGGCAGCAAGAAGUACGAGCUGCGGGCGUGGGUUGGCGGCAAGCAAGGCUCCCUCGGCUAUUUUGCCACCGCCGAGCAGGCGGCGCUCUUCUACGCCCGCAGGGAGGCGGGCAGGGACACUAGCGAUCUCACCGCGCCGCCGCCGCCACCCGUGCCUUCCUCUCCCGCUGGCGCCGAGGCGAUACGGCAGGCGGAGAGGGAGGCCCUGACCCUGGUCACCAGCAGCAACAACAGCACCGGCUACAAAGGCGUGAGCUUCUGCCCGAAGCGGGAAGGCAGCAAGAAGUACCUGCUGUCGGUGAAGGUUGGCGGCAAGCAAGUCAGCCUCGGCUCCUUCGCCACCGCUGAGCAGGCGGCGCUCUUCUACGCCCGCAGGGAGGCGGGCAGGGACACCAGCGAUCUCACCGCGCCGCCGCCGCCGCCGCCGCCGCCGCCGCCGCCGCCGCCGCCCACCACCACCGCCGCUGGCGCAGAGGCGGUCCGGCAGGCGGGGAGGGAGGGCCUGACUCUAGUCACCAGCGGCAGCAGCAACAGCGGCUACAAAGGCGUGCUCUUCUACCCGAAGCAGCGACAUACCAAGCAGUACAAGCUGCAGGUAACGACUGGAGGCAAGAAAGUCACCCUCGGCUACUUUGCCACCGCCGAGGAGGCGGCGCUGGCGCGCGCGCGGCACCUGUGGGACACGACCGUCCGCCUGCUCGAGCCGCAGCCGCAGCAAGCACCGCCGCAAGGCGCAGCAGGGCCGUCCGAGGCCACUACGAGGAGGAGGCCGCACGCCGCCAUCGACGCUGUCGCCGUCGGAGCCGAUCUCGCGGCUGUGCAGCGGCAGCUGGUGGACGUCGUCGGCCGCGACGUGGUCAACGCUGCGGUGCUGCACCUCGUUGGUGGCGCGCCGCAGCAGGGCUCUGCACCCGCGUCCGCCGCGCCAGCGGCAGUGGCAGGUGCCGCAGCAGGCGGUGCCGCCGGUGCUCCAGCGGUGCCAGAGGGCUCUGCGAGGCUGCCAGCGGGCAUGUCGCAGGCGGACGUGGCGGCACUGAAGCGGGCGCUCUCGCACGCCGCCUCCUGCACCGCCGUCUCGGGCUGCCCCGACCCGGACUGCGCUCAGAUGAAGGGGAAGCUCACCAAGCUCCGCGCCCACGCCGAGGCGUGCCGCACCGUGGGGUGUGUGCUCUGUCAGAUCUGCCACUCCUCCGGCGCCAUGCCGCCGCGGCACGAAGUCUGCCCGCCGUGCAGAGACCCCGCCUCAGCGACGGCCGGCGCCGAGUCUGCGCUCGCCAGCGGCGGUGGAGGCACCGCCGGCGAUGGCGGCUCCACGAGUGCGGCAGCCGGCACGGGCGAGGCGAGCCGGCAGCGCGAGCAGCGGAGGGUGCUGCUGGCGCAUGUCUUCAGCUGCAUGCACCCGCAGUGCUCGUACCCGCAGUGCGCUCCCAUGCGGCGCAAGCUCCACGCGCUG
This is a messenger RNA of Emiliania huxleyi CCMP1516, 1560 nucleotides long. RefSeq lists its product as hypothetical. Gene Ontology annotation, biological process: actin filament polymerization. Lineage: Eukaryota; Haptophyta; Isochrysidales; Noelaerhabdaceae. The annotation marks the transcript as partial. Gene Ontology annotation, cellular component: cytoplasm; actin filament. The transcript has 2 exons. The record is from RefSeq and is a predicted model, not a curated record. Gene Ontology annotation, molecular function: DNA binding; microtubule binding; actin binding.